This is a messenger RNA of Hippopotamus amphibius kiboko, 2082 nucleotides long. RefSeq names its product retinol dehydrogenase 12 (gene RDH12). The transcript is spliced from 7 exons. The coding region runs from base 170 to 1120 and encodes 316 amino acids. NCBI's taxonomy places the organism in Eukaryota, Metazoa, Chordata, Mammalia, Artiodactyla, Hippopotamidae. The record is from RefSeq and is a predicted model, not a curated record.
UAGGAUUCUGGGCUACGCUUAGAGCCAGGCUGUUGCUGAGCACCCAGGAGCGAGAGGAGCUGGAGGAGAGAGAAGCAGCAAGAAGCAGCCAAGAGUUGGAGCCAGACCAGGAGGAGCCCAAGCGAGAGUUGCUCUUGCUAAAGCAGCAGCAACUAAAGAAGUUGAAAAGAUGCUGAUUUUCUUGGGACUGCUCACCUCCUUCCUUUCUUUCCUGUAUGUGACAGCUCCAUCCAUCAGGAAGUUCUUUGCUGGUGGGGUUUGUAGAACCAACGUGCAGCUUCCCGGGAAGGUGGUGGUAAUCACCGGCGCCAACACGGGCAUCGGCAAGGAGACGGCUAGAGAGCUUGCACGCAGAGGAGCCCGAGUAUACAUUGCCUGUCGAGAUGUACUGAAGGGGGAGUCUGCUGCCAGUGAAAUUCGAGCUGAUACGAAGAACUCCCAGGUGCUGGUACGGAAACUGGACCUAUCUGAUACCAAAUCCAUCCGAGCCUUUGCUGAGGGCUUCCUGGCAGAGGAAAAACAGCUUCAUAUUCUGAUCAACAAUGCAGGAGUUAUGAUGUGUCCAUAUUCCAAGACAGCUGAUGGCUUUGAAACCCACCUGGGAGUCAACCACCUGGGUCACUUCCUUCUCACCCGCUUGCUCCUGGGGCAGCUGAAGGAGUCUGCUCCUGCGCGGGUGGUGAACCUGUCAUCAGUGGUCCACCAUGCUGGCAAGAUUCGCUUCCAUGACCUCCAGGGUGAGAAGUACUACAACCGGUGUUUUGCUUAUUGCCACAGCAAGCUGGCCAAUGUGCUCUUUACUCACGAGCUGGCCAAGAGGCUCCAAGGCACGGGGGUCACCACCUACGCCGUGCACCCAGGCAUCGUCCGCUCCGAACUGGUCCGGCACUCAUUCCUGCUGUGCCUGCUCUGGCGGCUCUUCUCCCCCUUCCUCAAGACAGCGAGGGAGGGGGCCCAGACCAGCCUGCACUGUGCCCUGGCUGAGGGCCUGGAGCCUAUGAGUGGCAAGUACUUCAGUGACUGCAGGAAGACCUGGGUGUCUCCAAGGGCCCGGAAUAACAAAACAGCUGAGCGCUUGUGGAAUGUCAGCUGUGAGCUUCUGGGAAUCCAAUGGGAGUAGAGCUGGUGGAAGAGGCACAGCUGUAUCAGGCCCCGUCUACACCAUAAGGAAAGGGGACCAAAGAGAAGGCCCACCCUGCAGGAUUGUCCCAGCUGGCUGCUGUUGCGAAUCCUGCCCUGCUCCGAUACCCCUGACCCUUCCAGAGAUCUUCGCACACCCAUUCUUUCAUGAGGCCGGCUCAUGGCACGAGAUGGUCACACCUACAGAGCAUUCUUCCCCAAGACUUGCAGAGUCAGCCACCCUCUUGGGCCAGGAGGACUGGGCAGAUGCCAGGCUGGGCACAGGGAUGGCAGAAGAACCUGGGAAAUUGGGUCAAUUUCCUCACCAAGACCAAAAACGCCAGUUAACGUGCCCAGCUGAGGUGAGAGGAGCAUCAGCGUUACAUCUUCCCAGGGACUAUAGACUCAAAAACUCUUGACCUCUCUUUCCUCUUUGAAACAUUAAUCUGGAGUCUGGACCAACUCAGGAAAAUCUUGGCUCAGCCUUGGUUGACAGAACUACUGAGCCUUCGUGCUGCAACUACUGAAGCCCAAGCACCUAGAGCCCGUGCUCUGCAGCACUAGAAGCCACUGCAAUGAGAAACCCACGCACCACAACGAAGAGCAGCCACCACUCCCCACAACUAGAGAAAGCCUGUGCACAGCAACGAAGACCCAAUGCAGCCAAAAAUAAAUAAAUACAAUUAAAAAAUUAAAACAAAAAACCUCCCAAAAAACAAACCCACCUUGGCCAACUUUAGUUCCUUCCUCUGAGCAUCCUGUAGCCAUGGUGUGAAGCCGGACCUUUCUGUUUUCUUUUUCCAGUAUUUUUUUAAAAAUUAAAAACAAACCUUUUCAGUUUUACUGAGAUGUAAUUGAUGUAUAACAUUGUAAAAGUUUGGACCUUUCAUCAAAAAGAUGGUUUCUUUUUCCAAAGAGUUCCCUUUACCUCAAUUUUUAGAGAAAAUAAAGACUGAGCAUUCA